AUUAUAGAAAGUUGAUGCUUCUGUGUUUUUGGAAAUUCUCGUGUAUUAUCUUAAUUAUUGAAAUCUGGGUCAUUGUAAAGGUUGUUAAAGGUUGUCAUUAAUUUUAUCAUUAACGUGGCUAAUGAUUUUUAAACAGUAUCGCAGUUUUGUCUUUCUACCUCUGAAAAAGUAAUCUGACCCAUCUGUUACAAUGCAUCACCUCUGUCUUCUAUAACAUUUUUCCGAAAAGCUAUCAAUUUAAGUUUACGUUCCUGCUGUAAAAUAUGAAUGCAUUUCAGCUGUGUGCAUAGGGAGAGUACGAGAUAAAUUGCUGCAAUUGAGAGAUUUGCUUUACCAUUAUUUUUCUUACUUAGUCUUCCGUUAAUCUCAAGAUUCUAUCAUUUAUCAAUGAAUACCCUGUUCUCUUGUGUAGGCAUCCUGUCCAUGGUCUGUUCCUGUGUACUUUGUUUAUCCAACUCUAUACAAACAUUUCUUCCAUAGAGACGCUGAGAGAUUUGAGUGGUUAAAAGCCGAUAAGGUGGUUUUCAAAAGGAAAUGCUGAGACAUCAUUUAAAGAGGACUUGAACAAAGAUACAUCGUCAGGUGCAGUGAAUGUGACUGGGUGAACCCAAGCAGAAUGAGCAGCUUGAAUUGUCACGCUACACGCCGGAGGUGGAGGUUGCUGGCAUUUCUGUGCUUUGUGGCAGAGAUCAUUCCAGAAGGCACAGCAUGCCCCAAAUCGUGUUCAUGUUACAUUCCUACGGAAGUUCACUGCACCUUCAGAUACCUGACUGCAGUUCCCGGCGACAUCCAGUUGGCCGUGGAGAGAAUAAACCUGGGGUACAACAGUUUAACAUUGCUUAAACAAAAUGACUUUUCCGGCCUGAGUCGACUGGAAAUUUUGAUGCUGCACAGCAAUAUAAUACAUCAGAUGGAGGACAACGCUUUUAGCGAUCUCCAGUCCUUGCAGUCCCUUAAGAUGAGCUACAACAAGGUAAAGGAGAUCAAGAAGGACACCUUCUUCGGUUUGAGAAACCUAACAAAGUUACAGAUAGACCACAACCGCAUUGAGUUCAUCCACCCUGAGGCUUUCCAUGGACUGAACGCUCUGCAGCUGAUCCACCUAGAGGGCAACCUUCUUCAGCAGCUGCAUCCCGACACCUUCGUCACCACACGCUAUAGCCAGAUUUUCAAGACUUCUUCUGUGACAGGCAUUCACUUGUCCGACAAUGCACUGAGUAGACUGCCCUCUGAUAUCUUCUCCCACUGCACUCAGCUGGAGAGUGUCUAUCUCCAUGGAAACCCGUGGUCAUGUGACUGCCGCAUAACGGGAUUGGUGGAAUGGAUAAAGAAGAACACAGGGGUUCUAAAAUGUAAGCGUGAGAGGAGAUAUGCCAGGGGCCUGCUGUGUCCAGUAUGUGAAUUUCCUGCGGCCUCCAAAGGCAGAAGCAUUGCACCGCUUCCUCAUGCAUCCCUGUCCUGCAGCAAACCCUGGAUUUUGCCCCACUUGAAGCAGAAGAACAUUACAUUGGAUGAGGGGGACUACGCAGCCAUCUUCCCCGGUGACUUCAUUGCACCCCUUGGCUCACUGGAGAUGAAGGUUACGGACCGUUUCCAAAAUGACGCAAGUGUGGCUUGCACAGUUCGGAGGCCUUCUGUGACGGAGAACACGACUGUGAUAAAUGAGGAGGAAGCCACAAUCCUAAGCGCCGCCGUUGCCACAUCGCUGGUUUGCAACAUCGACUAUGAGCAGAUCCAGCAGCUCUGGCGUAUCUUAGCCACAUACAGUGAGUCCCCCAUGCGGCUGGAGAGAGGACUCAUGCUCACGAAAACACCGGAUAUGACAUUUAAGUACAAGCAGAAGAGGCCAGAAGAGAGUGACGAUGAGGUUUAUACAGAUAUCGAGGCUGAAAUCAAGGCCAGUCCAGGGUGGCUUCUACAAGACGAGAUCACGCUGCAAUUGGACCGUACCACUACUACUUUCACUACAUUGCACAUAAAGUACCUGUCAACUGUUCAUUUGCGGGAGGAGAGCAAGGUCCAAAGGAAAGACAGGUAUGGCUGGGUAAUGAUCAAGAAGGACAACCUAACCAAGACUGAACAUACCGUUUUAAUUGGAGGGGUAACUGACUUGAAUUGCCAGAUUCACGGUAAUCCCAAACCAUCCACCGAGUGGAUAUUACCAGAUGGCAGCAAAGUCAGAGCACCAUAUAACAGUGAAGAUCACAGGAUUGUAAUCACAGAAACGGGACGGCUCACAGUGAGGGCAGCUGACAGCUCAGAUACAGGAUUGUACCACUGCAUAGCCACCAACUACCUGGAGGCAGAUGUCCUCACCUUUCGGAUAACAGUGCUGUCUCCGGAUGUGGAGGAGGGGGAAGUGAAUGGAGGCCGGCUUUCACAAAAGCUCGAUGAAAAUUUGCUUCUUGACUGUAGUUCCCAUGGAAACCCAGAAGCUUCUGUUCAGUGGAUCUUACCAGAUCACACGGUGCUAGAUAAGUCACAUGGCAACAGAAAACUGCACCAAAAUGGAACUUUGAAAGUACAAGGUCUAACACAAAGAGACCGCGGAUUUUAUAGAUGCCUUGCUGCUAACUAUAUGGGAGUGGAUUUGUUAGCAUACCAGAUAACUAUAAUAAGUGAUGGAUCAAAGAAAGACAAACUAUCAGAAACUGAGAGGCGUGGCGAUGAGUUUGACUCCAACUAUGAGGAAAUCGAUGAACGUGCCUCUAAUAAAAUUCCUUACGGCCAGGAGUCUAGGACGAUCACUUCAGACAGGCCAUAUCCUAGACGUAGGCCUUCUCCGGAGCUGAUUGCGAGUAGCACCAUUCAGAGAAGUAGGGGUCCCAUGAGCAAGAAACGAACCGGGGGAGUUAGGAGAACCUUCGACAAAACUCUGAGGAAAGUGGACCCUGAAAAAUGGGCAGAAAUCAUGACAAAAGCACAAAGAGGAAGAAAGACAGACGAAGAAGAUACAAAAGGACAGGAAACGAAAAUAGAGACUUUGAGGAAAUCCGUUUCAGGACUUUCAGGGGAUGGGUAUGAAGGGUCAGGAGACAGCUUUUCUGAAGUCAACGUCAUUAUACCCAGCACUAUGGUGCCAGCUACUGAGAGUGCUUAUGUGAUGAGCAGCACCCAUGCCCAAACAGAGGCUAUACCCAUAGCCUCUCCAUCAACCUAUAUUGCAACCAGAAGCAGUUUCACAGAGAGCAAUUCAAUCACAUCACUUAAUCCAAGGCAUCACCAAAUAUUCCCCCCCAAUUACUCUUAUAUGACUGAGGGACAAACUAACAGGCCACCAAGCCUGCCAAUCACGCUUAAAAUGAAACUGACUGACUCUGCCGGUGAAAUGCCGGUGACAUUUUCUGGGGAUGAUGAGGAGACAGCAACUGGAGUCAUGACUCUGCUAAUGACCCAGUAUCCAAAUGUGACUUCAAUGAUGGAAGUGGAAAGCCCAAGGAUAGAGCCAGUGGUCCACACAUCCACGGAUUCCAAUGGUCGUGCCACGUUCACAGCGGUCACCACCACUGAGCAAGGUGCCGACGAGAUAUCAUUUCACGCAACCCAGAAGAUCACGUCGCCUUACAUACCUGCCGGGUCUACUAUCAUCUCCCAGCAACAGAUCCACAUCAUACCUGCCAGCCACCAUCAGCUUGGGAGAAAACGCUACUUUCCUGGCAGGAGGAGAAUAAUUAGGCCUAACAGAAUCACAGAUAUCCAUGCAUAUCUGAAUAAAGUCAAGAAGCCUCCAGUUAGCCACAAAGUCAAUGCUACCAUGCCUUAUCUGAUUGAGGUUACCACGGACUGCAAGUGUCACGAUCCAAUGAAAAAUGUGACCCACACCACAACUGACACACAAAACUUUAUGAAAACAAGAGAGUCUUCUCUGUACGGGACAGAAGAAUCCGUCACAACUGCCCUCAAAACCUCUAAAGUUGCAACCGCAACUUGGCCCGCCAUGACACAAGCAAGCACACCACAAACGCUUCUCAAGAUUUACACCAUGAAGCCUCCAACCACAAAGUCACCAGAUAAGUCAGGAUCCAGUGGCUUUAUGACCUCUGCCGAGACUCCUGAGCUGGAUUCUGGGAAGCUGCACAAAAGUACGACACAAACUAAUGAAUUACCUGUCACUCCGAAGGGUACCACAACACCUUCGAAAGUAAUCCGCGGUAAAAUCCCAUGGCAAAAACUCUUUGGCAACAAGGGUCAGAAGGAGAUCCUCAACAGAUUACGGAAACCAGUCAAAUCCACAACCACUACACAAAUCACAACCACCACUUCCACUGUGAGGGACACAGAGCUGCGACUCACGACUGAAUCUUUUGUCCCACCCACGACAAAACCACUUAAGCCAACGAAAAAGAAAGUUCUUACGCAAUCCCCUGAGGUCUCAUUUGAGGGCUCUGGAUCAUCUUCCGCUCCUGAAACGGAGUCAGUGUCCAAAUUAAUGCUUCUACCUCCAACAGUCCCCCCUCUGAGGUUUACUAAAAAGACGUCACUUAGUCAGACAACCACAAUCAAUACAAACAUCGCUUCCAGGUCCCACACUGGUACCACAAAAGCCACUCCAAACACAAAAACAUUAGCUUCCCCCCCAACGGUCCAACCAUCUACUGUGAAAAAGAUAUACGAAGCCUCAUCUGGCUCUUAUGUUCCCAUGUCUGGGUCAGGUGGGUCUAGUAAAGGUUAUGUUUACAGGCAUAAGUGGUCAAGGAGACCUAAUGGAGGAUUCCGCCGGAAUGGCUUUAGACGAAGAAGACCAAGCAAAAGUAAUAUUACAUCACCCUCACGUGCUACAGUUAGCACCACUGCCAAAACUAUACCAACUAAUAACGCUACCACACCAGUAACACGGAUGUUCCCAACCACCUCUGCUAAUAGAUAUAAAACACUUUUAAAAGAGGCAGAAAAAUACACAACGACCAGCAAAGUUUUGUAUUCUGGCGAUGAAACCACCUCCGAUAAGGAUGAUUGGAAUAGGACACCAACAUUGGAAAGGCCAGCUAGUCAUUCCAAACAUUACACACCCACAACGAAGCCCAGCAUUAAGACGACAAUUUAUCCAACAACAACUAUUAAAAUCACAACUACAUCAAUGCCUGACUCCAAAUCACAAAUACAGACUGCAUCUUCAAGGAGCAGCAGCAGGAUUAAUACCAAUACAAUCAGAAUGCACACUGACGCAAAACUUUCCAAAGGACAAGGAACCCAAUAUCUGACACAGACAUCCUCAACAACAAAGACCAGGCCCACCACACUUCCCCAAAGAGCCAAUAAAUCUGGCGAUGGAAAAUCUUUUGGGUCCAGUCAGCGUGGGGACAGGUAUGAUGAAAAUGACAUGCAGGAAACCACAACCUUAGACACGUCAACUAUCCUCAGAGCCGAGCAGGAUUACACCAACACACCUGCCCCAGGCGACAGUUCAGUAUCCACUGAAUACGGCUCUCUCGAUGGAUACCACGCUACAACGUUUAGCAUGCUAAUGCCUGAGUCAUCCACAAAGGACGAAACAUCAAAACCGAGGAUAGUGGGAGGAAAUGCGGCGAGUUACACAGUCCUGUCCGACUCAGAUGCUUAUUUGCCCUGUGAGGCAUCUGGCCACCCCACGCCCACCAUCAGCUGGAAACGCUUCUCUUCAAACGCAGGGAGCACCUUGACAAUAAUCGGCAAAAUGGGUAAAUUUGAGGUGUUCAAGAACGGCACGCUAUCGAUCCAGAAUGCCAACAUUAAGGAUCGUGGGCAGUAUCUUUGUUUAGCAGAGAAUAAUGUAGGCUCUGACAAGCUCCUGGUCACACUGUCUGUGGUGGCAUAUCCAUCCCGAAUACUGGAGCCCAAGGUGCGGGACAUCAAUUCUCAAACUGGGAGUACAAUAGAAAUGAAGUGCAAGGCUGAGGGCCGUCCAACACCCCUGGUCUCCUGGAUCCUGGCCAACCGUACCCAGGUGAGGGGCUACAGCUCCAACCAAGGGAGGGUGACUGUGACACCCGAUGGGACUCUGGUCAUCCAGCAGGUGUCUGUGUAUGACCGGGGUCAGUAUAAAUGCAUUGCCAGCAACCCAGCUGGAGUGGACACCGCCACUGUCAGACUGCAGGUGGUGGCAGCGCCCCCUGGAAUCCUGGAGGACAAACGGCAGCGUGUGACGGUCAAGGCGGGCCAAAGUCUCAAGCUGCCAUGCACGGCACAGGGCAGUCCACAGCCGACAGUGCACUGGGUGCUUUUCGAUGGGACGCUGAUCCGGCCCCUGCAGGACCUAAGGCGUGACGUGUCAGUGUUGGCAAAUGGCACGUUGCUUAUGAGGAGUCCGCAGACCUCAGAGGGCGGAACGUACGAGUGCAUCGCUACCAGCUCCACGGGCUCGGAGCGGCGGGUGGUGACGGUCAGCGUGGAGCAGGCCGAGGCCCCGCCCCGCAUCCUGGAGGCCUCCCAACGCUGGACUGAACUCAGCUACGGCCAACGGCUGCUCCUCAACUGCUCUGCGGAGGGGGAGCCCAAACCCAACAUCAUCUGGAGGCUUCCAUCCAAGGCCCUUGUAGACCAGUGGCACAGGAUGGGAAACCGGAUUCAAGUUCUGGACAACGGUACUCUAAUUGUCCACUCCCUCAGCGAGAAAGAUACUGGAGACUACCUCUGCGUCGCCCGCAACAAAAUCGGAGACGACUUGCAACUGAUGAAAGUUUCUGUGUUCAUGAAGCCAGCUAAGAUCGAGACUAAGCUGUCCAGCAAGAAGCAGGUACCUUACGGCAAUGACCUGAAGGUGGACUGCCGGGCAUCAGGGGUCCCCAUGCCAGAGAUUUCGUGGGGUCUCCCUGAUGGGACAGUAGUAAACAGUGCCCUCCAGGCAGAUGACAGUGGGAGUCGGGUGCGUCGUUACGUCCUCUUCGAUAAUGGCACACUCUACAUCAACAAGGUGGAUGUGACAGAGGAGGGAGACUAUACCUGCAUUGCAGAGAACACUUUAGGCAAGGAUGAGAUGCAUGUGCACAUCACCGUGGUAACAGCUGCCCCACGAAUAAGGCAACCCAGCCACACCUAUGCCAAUGUAAAGCCUGGGGGUAGCGUGCGUUUUGAUUGUGAUUCGUUGGGUGAGCCCAAGCCCAAGAUACUGUGGAAGCUCCCGUCUAAUGACAUAAUCGCAGCGUCUAACGACCGCUACCUCGUGCACGUCAAUGGAUCCCUGGAGAUACACAGCGUCAAGCUUGUCGAUGUGGGGGAGUACGUCUGCAUUGCCAGAAACGCCGCCGGGGAUGACAGCAAGGUGUACAAGUUAGACAUUGACGGAAACCCCCCCAUGAUCAACGGUUACCACAAAAACCGGACCGUCAUCAAAGACACAGCCACUAAGUAUUCCAGGAAGCUGAUUGACUGCAAUGCCCAGGGGAACCCAACCCCCCAGAUCACCUGGAUCAUGCCAGAUAACAUCUUCAUCACGGCCCCUUACUUUGGCAGUAGAAUUAAUGUCCACCAGAAUGGAACACUGGAAAUCAAGAAUGUACGUCCGACCGAUGCUGCCGAGUUUAUUUGCAUGGCUAGGAACGAUGGUGGGGAGGCAGUCAUGGUGGUGCAACUGGAGGUCAGUAACAUGCUGAGGAGGCCAAUUUUCAAAAGCCCUUUUAACGAGAGAGUGGUGACCCGCAUGGGAAAGACCACUGUGCUCAACUGCUCAGCAGAUGGGCAGCCAGUUCCAGAAAUAUCCUGGGUGUUACCCAAUGGAAGCCGAGUCACUGGCAGCCUCAAGGAAGCAAACCAACAGCUGGGAAAUAAUGGAAUAUUUACCAUCUAUAAACCUACCAAAGAAGAUUCUGGAAAGUAUCGCUGCUCGGCUAAGAACAUUGUAGGCUACAUCGAGAAGAUAAUUAUCCUGGAGGUGGGACAGCAGCCCUACAUCCUGACUCGGCCUAAGGGCAUCAUUCGUAGCAUGUCUGGGGAUCCUCUCUUCCUUCACUGUCUAGCCGACGGCAGUCCCCGUCCUCAAAUCCAUUGGACUCUUCCAGGGGGACAUGUUCUGUCUCGCCCCCAGGUGAAUGGCCGCUACCAGCUUGUGAACAACGGAACUUUGAUUGUCCAGGACACAUCCCUCCACGACCGUGGGAACUACCUUUGUAAGGCCAAAAAUGAGAUCGGUGAAGCCACGAUGACUGUGCCAGUUCUUAUCAUCGCUUACCCUCCCCGCAUCACGAGUGGACCACCACGCAACAUUCAGGCAAUUGCAGGAACUGCCAUACAGAUCAGCUGCGAUGCUACUGGGAUGCCCAAACCAGACAUCAUCUGGGAGUUGCCCAACCGCUCCAUGCUGUCCCCUGCAGGGAAGGGACACUCCACCAGCAGCAAGCUGCUCCACCAACAUGGCACCCUCAUCAUCCAAAGGCCGAAUACCUCCCAUUCUGGGACUUACAAGUGCAUCGCCAAAAACCACAUGGGGGUCGACUCCAGAGUCACAUAUAUCCACGUGCUGUGAAGGCAGCCAGGAAGAGAGAAACAAGAAGCCUGUUCACAGCCAGAAGAAGGACUGAUUUGGUGAAAUCCCAGCCAGACCAGGAAAGGGUUAGUUUUGUUGUAACCGUGCUCAGUCUGGAAACCCAGCUGUUUCUCAUUUGAACAUUUUGACGGGCAAGUGGAUUGUGGCGUGUAGCAUGUUACACAUGGAACAUGUAGACGGGCCCCCCUCUGUGGCCCAGGGGAAUGGUUCUGGAAUGUUCUGCUCUCCCCAUGCACUGCAGUCCCCUGGAAUAGUGCUACACAAAGGUCAGGCAAAAAAAAACUGAUAAUAGUGAUUCAUGAAGGACCGGGAACUAAAGGAGAAGUAAGAGAGACUCUUAAAGUCAUUAUGUUUAUCAUUUUUACAGCUUUCUGACCAUUUUCUUAAGGCUAUUUUUUGGAGUAUAUUUUAAGUAUAUGACACUGGAUCUAUUUUCAUAUUAAAAUGUCCUUCAACCAGAUCACUUGGUAAAGCCCGUUUUAUAAUGUUAAUCAACUUCACCACCUUCUCAUUAUAUAUUAUAAUGGGAUUUAUAUAUGUAAUAUAUAUCUAUUUCUUACUCAUUUUGAAUUAUUCAGAAGUACCAUUAAAGAAAGGAGAGUUCUGCUCGUGUUCUGCUCA
This is a messenger RNA of Brienomyrus brachyistius, 9079 nucleotides long. RefSeq names its product immunoglobulin superfamily, member 10 (gene igsf10). The transcript has 8 exons. Bases 617 to 8437 code for a protein of 2606 amino acids. Gene Ontology annotation, cellular component: extracellular region. Gene Ontology annotation, molecular function: protein binding. Lineage: Eukaryota; Metazoa; Chordata; Actinopteri; Osteoglossiformes; Mormyridae. The record is from RefSeq and is a predicted model, not a curated record.